Cynocephalus volans (Philippine flying lemur) is the source of this 1402-nucleotide messenger RNA. It is a transcript of the gene KERA, whose product is annotated as keratocan. NCBI's taxonomy places the organism in Eukaryota, Metazoa, Chordata, Mammalia, Dermoptera, Cynocephalidae. Gene Ontology annotation, molecular function: protein binding. Bases 84 to 1136 code for a protein of 350 amino acids. The record is from RefSeq and is a predicted model, not a curated record. The transcript is spliced from 4 exons.
AAGAAGAUCCAAGAAGGCUGAGCAAACUUCAGACCCAGACACACAGGACUCAACGAUCUAUUCCUGGAAGGCAAGGUACUAUAAUGGCAACCACAAUCUGUUUUAUUAUCUGGGUGUUAUUCAUAACAGAUACUGUAUGGACUCGAAGUGUGAGACAGGUCUAUGAGGUAUAUGAACCAGAAGAAUGGACUAUGCCUGACUCCGAUUGUCCUAGGGAAUGUUUCUGUCCCCCCAGUUUCCCGACUGCUUUAUACUGUGAAAAUCGAGGUCUCACAGAAAUUCCCACUGUUCCUUCAAGGAUCUGGUAUCUUUAUCUUCAAAACAACCUGAUAGAAACUAUUCCUGAGAAACCAUUUGAGAAUGCCACCCAGCUGAGAUGGAUAAAUCUAAACAAAAACAAAAUAACCAACUAUGGAAUUGAAAAAGGAGCCCUAAGCCAGCUGAAGAAGCUACUUUUCUUAUUUCUGGAAGAUAAUGAGCUAGAUGAGGUACCUUCUCCAUUGCCAAGAAGUUUAGAGCAAUUACAAUUAGCUAGAAACAAAGUGUCCAGAAUUCCUCAAGGGACCUUCAGCAAUCUGGAGAACCUGACUCUUCUUGAUCUACAGCACAACAAACUAUUAGACAAUGCCUUUCAAAGAGACACCUUUAAGGGACUCAAGAACCUCGUGCAGCUAAACAUGGCCAAGAAUGCAUUAAGGAACAUGCCACCGAGAUUACCAGCCAAUACAAUGCAACUGUUUUUAGACAACAAUUCCAUUGAAGGAAUUCCAGAAAAUUACUUUAAUGUGAUUCCUAAAGUGGCCUUCCUGAGACUAAACCACAAUAAAAUAUCAGAUGCAGGUCUGCCAUCAAGUGGUUUUAACGUAUCAUCAAUUCUAGAUCUUCAACUGUCUCACAAUCAUCUCACAAAGUUUCCCCGAAUCAGCGCUUAUCUGCAGCACCUUCACCUUGAUCAUAACAAAAUUAAAAGUGUGAACGUCUCUGUAAUAUGUCCUUCCACACUGCCUGCAGAACAAGAUUUCUUCAGUUAUGGACCUCAUCUUCGCUACCUCCGUCUGGAUGGAAAUGAAAUCAAACCACCGAUCCCCAUGGAUUUAAUGACUUGUUUCAGGCUUCUUCAGGCUCUCAUUAUUUAAACACAUCUUCACCAAAUCUAAAAUUGUUUGGUGAGCUCAUGUUGCUGAUAUGAAACUUAGUUACCAUUCAUAGGUUUCGAACAAAAGUCCCAUUUCCCAUGGCUCUUGGCCACCAUUUUCAUUUGCGCAGCUUAUUUUUUUUCUAUUUGAAGAUGCUUUCAACGAUGUCAUGCAGCACAGCCUAUAUCAAUUUGCUUUUCUUUAACUAAUAAAACAGACGCAGAGUUGAGAUAGUUUAUCAACUCAAAGAUAGUUCUUUUGUCUCU